Mangifera indica (mango) is the source of this 805-nucleotide messenger RNA. Its product is annotated as ganglioside-induced differentiation-associated protein 2-like. Bases 42 to 659 code for a protein of 205 amino acids. The transcript has 3 exons. The record is from RefSeq and is a predicted model, not a curated record. Lineage: Eukaryota; Viridiplantae; Streptophyta; Magnoliopsida; Sapindales; Anacardiaceae.
CCCUUCCUUUCCUUCGCUUUCUCAUUGCCAUCACCCUCAACAUGUUGCCUGAUCUCACACUGUCCAUCUCCGAACAACAACAACUCAUAGAAAGGCUGGAGGUCUUCAAGAUUCAAGGCAAAGAUAAACAUGGCAAUAAAAUCCUUCGUAUCAUCGGGAAAUGCUUCCCUGCUCGAGAUCUGAGUGCUGAAGGGCUGAAGACGUAUUUGGAGGAGAGGGUUUAUCCCAAAUUGGCGAAGAAGCGCUUUGCUGUGUUGUACCUCCACACCGGAGUUCAAAGAAGCGAGAAUUUUGUGGGAAUUUCAGCUUUGCGAUCUAUUUACGAUGCUAUUCCAAGCAAUGUUAGAGACAAUCUUCAAGCUGUUUACUUUCUUCAUCCCGGUUUGCAGGCCCGCCUCUUUCUCGCUACCUUUGGCCGUCUUUUCUUCCAUGGAGGGUUGUAUGGGAAGCUGAGGUACGUGAACAGGAUUGAUUAUUUGUGGGAGCAUGUCAGGAGAAAGGAGGUGGAGAUUCCGGAGUUCGUGAUUGAUCAUGAUGAGGAUUUGGAAUGCCGUCCGAUGAUGGAUUAUGGGCUGGAGAGUGAUCAUCCGAGAGUCUCCUGUGCACCCGCACUCGAUUCCACCGCCGUGUCUAUGUACUCCAUGAGAUGUAUCUCCUAGAAGAUGCUGUGGGCCGGCGUUUUAUUUUUUGUUAAUAUUUUUUUCUCCAUGGGCCCAGCCCAAGGUUUUGUUUGUAGGGAUGGGUUUUGUGAAUAUAUUUAGGCUAACAGCAUGAAAUCUCAACGUAGUAUUAAUCUUGGCAUCAA